CGAUCUGGCAACGCCAUCCAGAUUCCAGGAAAACGAUCUUGUCUCUCUUCUUCUUGCUGCCACCAAACUUUGAAAAACAACGCUCAUAAAAUUGGAUUUUUCCUCGAAAAUAAGACAAAUAGAGAGCGAAAGAUGGGACGUCAUCGUGCAAGGAAGCCGCUUUUCACGAUCGGCGACUUUGUGUUCGCCAAGGUGCGUGGCUAUCGGGCCUGGCCAGCCCGCAUCCUGGGCCGCGUCGGUUCCACGGCGUACAACGUGUACUUCUAUGGCACCUGCAACCAUGCCAAGGUGCCGCGCAACCAGAUCUUCGACUUCGAGAGAAACCAGCGUCGCCUGGGCGUGUUCCGAUCCAAGGGUUACGCCUGCAAUCCCAACUUUCGGGGCGCCAUGAUCCACGCCCGCCAGGCAUUCGCCAAUCCGGAGAUGGAUUACGGCUACUACCAGCAGAUGGCUGUAAACGAGGGCCAUUGUGUCAAUGCAGAGGAUCUGAAAAUGGACUACACGGUGGUCGAUGUUUCCGCCAACCAGCAGAAGCAGAAAGAACAGGAUGCCAAAGAGGAGGAGUGGAUGAACCUGUUGAUGGAGGAGGACUCAUCUAAGGAAAUCUCUACAGAUCCGCUGGAAGGAUGUGGUUCACACGAGCUGGACUCAAAGAACCAACCUGAGAAGCAAAACUCCGUGGAGCUGAACUCAAAGGAUCCACUGGAGGUGGACAACGUCGAAGAGUAUUACUUAAUGGCUCAGAUUACUCCUUUAAAAUCAGAUAAGAUUAAAGAUCGUGAUGCGAAGGUCACAACUCCAAAGGAUCUUAAAUUUAUUUUGGAAGGGUUGGACCCGAAGGACUGGUCGGGGACCCACAAUGAAGAGGGAGACACCUCCAAAGAUCAGUUGGUAGAACCGGCGUCUUUAAAACAGAACCUAAUGCCUCAGCUGGAUGGUUUGGCUUCUGACGAAAUGGACUUAAAGGCACAGGAGAAGGCUUCAAAAGAGUUAGUAGACAAGGACGUGCAGGAACUAAUGGAAAUGUUGGAGGAUUACGAGGAGCAGGCUCGUAAAGAAGAGGAUCAGGACUCAGAGAAGCAGAAACUGGAGGGGAUGUAUUUCAUGGAUCAGCCAUUAAACUUAACCUGCCGUCGCCGAUGCUAAAUAAUUCAUGGAACAGCUUCCGCCAAACUAUGAAAAGGUGAUUUUUGUUUAGAAUAUGAAAUGUUAUAAACGCAGCUCUAUUAUGUUUCUCUUUUUCGUCAUUGCUUAGACUAGAUAACUAUUCAAAUGUUCUUAGAAUUUAUACAUAUUCAUAUUAUGUCGAACUUUCUUGUAUUAGUUACUCAACAUAUAGAUUAGGACCAACAAAAUCGUAAUACCUUGUUACGGAAAAUUUUCUUUUGAAGUGUACUGAAACUUAAAUCCAUAAAAUAGGAGACCAAAUAUUACGUAAAAUCUACAAACAAAACUUAACAAUGAUUAACAAAUUUAAGACCUUUAGAUUUCAUAAGCGUUGAGAAACUUAACAAGCUCAUGAAAAAUUUACCUAAAUUAU
This is a messenger RNA of Drosophila suzukii, 1540 nucleotides long. Its product is annotated as hepatoma-derived growth factor. The record is from RefSeq and is a predicted model, not a curated record. Lineage: Eukaryota; Metazoa; Arthropoda; Insecta; Diptera; Drosophilidae.